CAAUUUCUAUCAUGUGAGAUUUAAGGGUGCCAUUAUUGUUUCAUAUCACUCUUUAUUUCAUGAGCAAUUUGUUUAGUUGUUGAUUUUGCUUCUUAAACUUUAAUGCUUAUUCCGGAAGAGGCUGCACAAAGCUCAGCACGACAAAGCCUUUCACAGUCCUGGAACACUCAAUCUAUCAAUCUUUCACCAAGUUAUUCACCAGCCAGCUCUCCGGGAUACCGCAAAUGAAAUCUCCCGUGGCGCCAUUCGAAGUGUGCAAUGACACCAGGAAACUAAGCUACACAAAGAUUGGACCUCAAGUGCCGCACAUAAACCUGGUGCUACACGACCAGAAUGUGAAGUGGAGAAUCAGUAGAACAAACUCAAUGGUGGAGGCACAAACUGGGGUUACAUGUUUGGCGUUUGUGGAUGGAGGGUUGAGUCUGAGGGCUUCGAUUAUAAUUGGGGGUCAUCAGUUGCUGGAUAAUCUUUUGGAGUUUGAUCUGGCUAAGUCAAGGCUUGGGUCGUCGUUGCUGCUUCAGAGGACUAAUUGUAGCAACUUCAACUUCACUACAGCUAGUAUUGCUACUUAGAUGAUGUGCGUG
Mangifera indica (mango) is the source of this 584-nucleotide messenger RNA. Its product is annotated as probable aspartic proteinase GIP2. The transcript has a single exon. Gene Ontology annotation, molecular function: aspartic-type endopeptidase activity. Bases 225 to 572 code for a protein of 115 amino acids. The record is from RefSeq and is a predicted model, not a curated record. NCBI's taxonomy places the organism in Eukaryota, Viridiplantae, Streptophyta, Magnoliopsida, Sapindales, Anacardiaceae. Gene Ontology annotation, biological process: proteolysis.